ACGGGGCCUUGGCGGGGCGCAGAGCCGCGGACGCCAUGAGUCAGAAGCAUGUGCUGCAAGUGUUCGAGCAGUACCAGAAAGCCCGGACCCAGUUCGUGCAGACGGUGGCGGAGCUGGCGACCAGGCCCAAGAACAUCGAGACCCUGCAGAAUGCCGGUGUAAUGUCUUUGCUGAGGCCUCUUCUUCUGGAUGUGGUCCCAACAAUUCAACAGACUGCUGUUUUGGCUCUUGGGAGACUGGCUAAUUAUAAUGAUGACCUAGCAGAAGCAGUUGUGAAGGGCGACAUCCUUCCACAGCUUGUUUAUUCAUUGGCAGAACAGAAUCGUUUCUACAAGAAAGCAGCUGCCUUUGUGUUACGAGCAGUUGGUAAACAUUCUCCUCAACUAGCUCAGGCAAUAGUUGAUUGUGGAGCUCUGGAUACGCUGGUGAUAUGCCUGGAAGAUUUCGACCCGGGAGUUAAAGAGGCGGUGGCCUGGGCCCUUGGAAAUAUUGCAAGACAUAAUGCAGAACUGUCACAAGCUGUGGUGGAUGCGGGAGCAGUUCCUCUUCUAAUACUCUGUAUCCAGGAGCCAGAAAUUGCUUUGAAAAGGAUUGCUGCUUCGGUCCUCAGUGAUAUUUCAGAGCAUUCUCCAGAGUUAGCACAGACAGUAGUGGACGCAGGAGCCAUUGCUCACUUAGCCCGGAUGAUUCUGAACCCUAAUGCAAAACUGAAGCGUCAGGUCCUUUCUGCUCUUGGGCAGAUUGCAAAACAUUCUGUGGAUCUGGCAGAAAUGGUGGUUGAAGCAGAGAUUUUUCCAGUUGUACUUACCUGCCUGAAGGACAAAGAUGAAUACGUGAAGAAAAAUGCUUCCACUUUGAUUAGAGAGAUUGCAAAACAUACCCCUGAGCUUUCGCAGUUGAUAGUUAACACAGGAGGAGUUGCUGCCAUCAUCGACUGCAUUGGGUCUUGCAAAGGAAGCAUAAGGCUGCCUGGCAUCAUGAUGCUGGGCUAUGUGGCGGCUCACUCUGAGAACCUGGCGAUGGCAGUGAUCAUUUCCAAGGGUGUGCCCCAGCUGUCAGUCUGCUUGUCAGAAGAACCAGAAGACCAUAUUAAGGCUGCCACUGCCUGGGCCUUGGGACAGAUUGGGAGACACACUCCGGAGCACGCGCGGGCUGUUGCCGUCACAAACACUUUGCCAGUUCUACUUUCUCUGUAUAUGUCAGCAGACAGCUCUGAGGAUCUUCAAGUAAAAAGUAAAAAAGCCAUAAAGAAUAUCUUACAAAAAUGCACAUAUUUACCAGCCCUAGAGCCAUUUCUGUAUGAUGCUCCUCCCAAUAUCCUGAAGUAUGUGGUUGGACAGUUCAGUAAGGUGCUGCCACAUGAUAGCAAAGCUCGACGACUUUUUGUAACAAGUGGUGGACUUAAAAAGGUUCAAGAGAUUAAAGCAGAACCUGGAUCUCUUCUUCAGGAAUACAUCAACAGUAUUAAUAACUGCUACCCAGAGGAAAUAGUAAGGUAUUAUUCUCCUGGAUAUUCAGAUACACUUUUGCAGAGAGUGGACAGCUAUCAACCAAUUAUUAACUAAGCAAAGUUACAUUUUUCUACUCAAAUUCACAGCAGAGUAGUUAUGAAUAACAAUUAUUUAACCUCUUUCUAAACAUUUGAA
Molecule: messenger RNA, 1646 nt
Organism: Artibeus jamaicensis (Jamaican fruit-eating bat)
Lineage: Eukaryota; Metazoa; Chordata; Mammalia; Chiroptera; Phyllostomidae
Product: sperm-associated antigen 6
Exons: 11
Coding region: 36-1565 (509 amino acids)
Biological process (GO): filopodium assembly; epithelial cilium movement involved in extracellular fluid movement; sperm axoneme assembly
Cellular component (GO): acrosomal vesicle; microtubule cytoskeleton; axoneme
Molecular function (GO): microtubule binding
Source: RefSeq, a predicted model, not a curated record